This is a messenger RNA of Didymella exigua CBS 183.55, 1209 nucleotides long. Its product is annotated as Clavaminate synthase-like protein. NCBI's taxonomy places the organism in Eukaryota, Fungi, Ascomycota, Dothideomycetes, Pleosporales, Didymellaceae. Gene Ontology annotation, molecular function: oxidoreductase activity. The transcript is spliced from 2 exons. The coding region runs from base 1 to 1209 and encodes 402 amino acids. The record is from RefSeq and is a predicted model, not a curated record.
AUGGCACCUGCAUUGACCUCUGCGGCGCCCACAGCUCCUCAUCAGCUGUCGAAGGGACCGGCCAACAAUAAAGUGGACAAGAGCAUAUUUCCUGAUGGCAUCCGGACAUCAGGUCAACACGAGCCUCUCUUCAAUCAACUCCACUCCUACGAAGACUUUCCACGAGAGAUCACAGGGCCCACUGCCUGGUCGAAAGCAGACUACCAGAACAACCCCGAGCGCUGGACACACGUCUUCUCCGAGUCGGAAGUCGCCGAGAUCUCAGACGCCGCAGACAAGUUCAUAUCCUCCGGCCAGCCACUGACCAGCAUCACAAAGGAGAAGUUUCAACUCCCAGGGUUCAGCAAGUUCCUCGAGCCCCUCCGCAAGGAGAUCAUCGAUGGCAAGGGCUUCAUUCUCUUCAAGGGCCUGCCGGUUCAGACCUGGGGAAACCAGAAAUCUGCCGUUGCGUACAUGGGCCUGGGAACAUAUCUCGGAUACUUCGUGAGCCAGAACUCGCGUGGACAUGUUCUUGGACACGUCAAGGAUCUUGGUGAAGAUGCCACGCAGAUCGACAAGGUGCGCAUUUACCGCACCAAUGCGCGACAGUUCUUCCAUGCCGACGAUUCUGAUCUUGUCGGCCUGCUUUGCAUUGCGAAGUCGCUCGAGGGUGGAGAGAGUGACUUGGUGAGCAGCCACGAGGUGUGGAAUGUGCUGCAGAAGGAGCACCCUGAUGUUGCGAGGCUCUUGACUGAGCCUAUCUGGUACUUUGACCGCAAGGGGGAGACGAGCAAGGGUCAGCAGGAGUGGAUCCGCACACAGGUGUUCUACCUGGAGACAGGUGACAACCCGCGUGUGUACUCGAAGUGGGACCCAUACUACGUCAAGUCCUUGACACGCUUCAGCGACAAGGGCCUCAUUCCGGCUCUCUCGCCCGAGCAGGCUCGUGCCGCCACCAUUCUCGACGAGACCUGCCUACGCCUUGCCCUUCACAUGAUCUUGGACAUCGGCGAUAUCCAGUUUUUGUCGAACAACCACAUUCUGCACGCUAGGACCGCAUACAAAGACUACCCUCCACCAGCACCCCGCAGGCACUUGAUGAGGCUGUGGCUGAGUACACCCGAGGAUGAGGGUGGCUGGAAGCUGCCCUUCCACGACAGCAAAGACAAGAAGAGGGGUGGUAUUCAGGUCGAUGACACACCGCCAGUCGCACCCUAUGAUGCUGAGUAG